Momordica charantia (bitter melon) is the source of this 2701-nucleotide messenger RNA. RefSeq names its product U-box domain-containing protein 35-like. The record is from RefSeq and is a predicted model, not a curated record. NCBI's taxonomy places the organism in Eukaryota, Viridiplantae, Streptophyta, Magnoliopsida, Cucurbitales, Cucurbitaceae. Gene Ontology annotation, biological process: protein phosphorylation. Gene Ontology annotation, molecular function: ATP binding; protein kinase activity.
UUUGGCUUCUCCUCUUUCUCUGUUUCUCCCUCUCUCUUAGGUUUUUGGAGAAGGGGAGAAAGAAGAAAAAAAGGGUGAUAAAUGUGGAAUCAGAAGCAAACAAAAGAAAAGGAGGGGGCCACUGGCAAUGAAUUGGUGGCGAUUGCCAUUGAUAAGGACAAAGGAAGCCAAAAUGCUCUCAAAUGGGCCACUGAGAAUCUCCUUCUUAAGGGCCAAACUGCCAUUCUCAUCCAUGUCAAGCUCAAAUCUUCCUCUAAUUCCACCUCUUACAUGGCCUCCCCAAAGGUAACCUCUGCAACUGACAAUGCCAAUGGGAAUUUUUUGAUAGGCAAGGAUUUGGAUCCAGUCACGAGGGAUUUGUUCCUUCCUUUUCGUUGUUUCUGUACUCGAAAAGAUAUAUUCUGCAAAGACAUUAUCUUAGAAGACACAGACGUGUCAAAAGCAUUGCUCGAAUAUGUCUCUCAGGCUGCAAUCGAGAAUUUGGUUGUCGGUACCACGACCAAAAAUGGCUUCUUGAGAAGAUUCAAGACCACAGAUAUUCCAGGGAGUGUUAUUAAAGGAGCACCAGAUUUCUGCACUGUUUAUGUCAUAUCAAGAGGAAAAAUUCAAACUAUGCGAUCGGCCUCGCGUCCUGCUCCCACUUCUUCUCCUCUUAGAAGUUUUUUGCUCAACCAAUCAGGCAUUAAAUCCCCUUUAUCAGAGUCGCAAGUUUCUCAAAUCCAAAGAAUCGAAAAGCCUCCUCUCGAAGCAGCACGUAGAUCGCAAGACAACAUCGAGUUCAGGUCGCCGUUCACUAGGAAAGGCUACAACGGCAAAAUGCCUGGGGAAAUGAGUUUACCUGAUACCGAUAUUUCUUUUGUUAGCUCGGGAAGGCCGAGUGUUGACCGAUUGUUCCCUUCAUACUUUGACACCCCAGAUUCGGGUAGGGUCACCCCACGACUGUCCAGUGGCACCGAAGCUGAUAUGUAUAAUAGCUUCGAGUCACAGCCGUUUGGCCGCAGGUCAGUGGAUGUGAACUACCCACCUGAAUUUUUAUCGGUCUUCCCGGAUGGUGACAGAUUAUCAACUUCGUCACAGAAUAUGGAAGAUGUAGAGGCUGAGAUGAGGAGGCUGAAGCUGGAACUAAAGCAAACUAUGGAAAUGUAUAGCACAGCCUGCAAGGAAGCACUUACAGCCAAGCAAAAGGCGGUAGAGCUUCAGCGAUGGAAAUCGGAGGAAGAACGGAGACUAGAGGAGGCAAGGCUUGCCGAGGAAGCUGCAUUGGCAAUAGUCGAGCAGGAAAAGGCCAAGUCUCAAGCCGCUAUUGAGGCUGCUGAAGCUGCUAAAAGGAUUGCUGAGUUGGAAGCACAGAAGAGAAUUAACGCAGAAUUGAAAGCAUUCAAGGAAGCAGAAGAGAAAAAGAAGGCAUUGGAUGCUUUGGCGCACACGGAUGUCAGGUAUCGGAAGUACUCGAUCGAGGAGAUUGAAGCUGCAACGGAGUUCUUUUCUGAAUCUUUAAAGAUUGGAGAGGGAGGUUAUGGGCCCGUCUACAAGGGUUAUUUAGACCACACACCAGUCGCGAUUAAGGUCCUACGACCCGAUGCUGCUCAAGGAAGGUCACAGUUUCAACAAGAGGUUGAAGUACUGAGCUGCAUACGACAUCCUAACAUGGUUCUUCUCCUCGGGGCGUGCCCGGAAUAUGGUUGCUUGGUCUAUGAGUUCAUGGCGAAUGGUAGCUUGGAUGACUGCCUCUUUCACCGGAGAGAAAACUUGAAACCUCUUUCGUGGCAACUUAGAUUCAAAAUUGCAGCUGAAAUUGGGACAAGCUUGUUGUUCCUCCACCAAACCAAGCCUGAGCCACUCGUGCACCGUGAUCUUAAACCCGCAAAUAUCUUGCUUGAUCGCAACUUUGUUAGCAAGAUUAGUGAUGUUGGUUUGGCCAGGCUUGUUCCCCCUUCUGUAGCAGACAGUGUAACACAAUACAGAAUGACUUCAACUGCUGGCACGUUCUGCUAUAUCGAUCCCGAGUAUCAACAGACUGGAAUGCUCGGGGUGAAGUCAGACAUAUAUUCUUUGGGGAUCAUGUUUUUGCAGCUGAUUACAGCAAAGCCACCAAUGGGAUUGACUCAUCAUGUGGAAAGAGCUAUUGAGAAAGGAAAGUUCUCUGAAUUGCUUGAUCAGUCAGUUACUGAUUGGCCAGCUGAAGAGACUCUAUGCUUUGCACAAUUGGCUUUGAAAUGUGCAGAGUUGAGAAGGAAAGAUCGGCCCGAUCUUAGAAAGGUCGUUCUACCGGAACUCAUCAGGUUUCGAUCGCUUGCCGAAGCCAACACGUCCCCGCCGAUGGCAGAUGGUGUUACCAGCCCUGUGUUCAGCCGCAGUCAGGUUUCAGCUUUCAAGCAAGACUUAAGCGGUGAUCGUGUUUCGUCACAAUCUUCCAACAGCUCCAACCGAGCCUUGUCGUGCUCGCCAUCGUAGUAAAAAGUUAUUUUCCGAAGGAAGAUGUUCAAGUAUGGGGCGCAACAAAAGAUAAAUUUUGUAGAAAAUUUAGUGUUCAUAGGUAGAUCAGCCUAUACUCUUUACUUCUUUUUCCCUCCCCUCCUCUUCUCCAUUUGUUUAUUAACAGUUAGAAGCAAUUAGAGCUUUCAAACAUGUUAUAUAUAUGUAGUAUUUGGAUACUUCCAUUGUAUGUAAUAGGGGAUCAGAGAUAUGUAUAAAUACAUCA